Clonostachys byssicola is the source of this 1470-nucleotide messenger RNA. The record is from the annotation of a GenBank genome assembly. NCBI's taxonomy places the organism in Eukaryota, Fungi, Ascomycota, Sordariomycetes, Hypocreales, Bionectriaceae.
AUGCUCCUCUUCAGUUCAUUUCUCCAAGCCGGCAUUGACAACAUUCACGGUUUGGCUGAGGAGCCAGGCGCAAUAAUCAACCGACUGGUCGAUGCCGUCUCGACUUUGGUGACCACCAACGAAAAACUACACGGCACCAUGGAAUGUCUUGAGUGCAUCAUCUACGAGUCAGUGUUUCACAAGACCAAUGGAAACCUGAGAAAGGCAUGGCAAGUCGUGAGGAGAGCAUUGUUAGUUGCUCAGAUGAUGGGCAUCCACCGCUCCCGCCCACCACCGGUCAAAAACAUUGAUCCUUCCUGCAAGACGGAACCCCAUUUUGUCUGGUUUCGCAUUCUCUACCUGGACCGCUAUCUUUGCCUAAUACUUGGACUUCCACAGGGCACUCCUCAUACUGAAAUGCCCCCUGACUCCGUGCUGGCUUCGGACGGACCCCUGGACAAGCUUGGCCGACUUCAAGCUGUGAUAGCUUCACGGAUAAUAGAUCGCAACGAGAAAGGCCUUCAAGCGGAUGACUUGAAUCUCACGCAGGAGAUCGACUCAGAGCUCAUCAAGGUAGGCUCAACUAUGCCCGAAGAAUUUUGGAUAUCCCCAAGGUUCGUCGGUGUCAGUGUUGGGUCCGAGGAUGAGUUUUGGGCCAUGGCUCGCGUAUCCGCCCAGAUGUUCUACUUCAACCUGGUGACUCAACUCCACCUACCAUAUCUCCUCCUCUUCGACCCUGAUCCUAAGUAUGACUAUUCAAGAAUCGCCUGCAUGAGUGCAAGCCGUGAGCUCCUCACGCGGUUUCUCGCUUCCCAUCAGUUUAGGAGCGCAGGGGCAUGCCAUCGUGCCUUGGGUUUCCUUGCCCUGGUGGGCUCCAUGGCACUGCUUCUUGGGCAUGUUGACAGCCGACUGCAUCCGAAGAUCACUAGUGUCUUUGCGCACCAGCGUCGCAGUGAUCGUGCCAUGAUAGAGUGCAUGCUUCAGGCCGCCGAGGACGUGAGGGGAUCCGAAGGUAGACUCCUGGACGAAAAAAACGAGCAAGCCUUACGACGCCUGCUGGUUGUAGAGGAGGACUUUUUUAAAGGGCGUAACUACACUGUGAGAAUUCGGUCUGGCCCUGCUGUUGAGGAUGAAGAUGUGGAUGAUGGAGCAGAGGAGAAAGGCUCCAAAAUUAUUGGCAUCCCUAUUCCUCAAUUUAGCCAUAUCACGAUUGAACGCCGACAGGUGGCUUCCAAGGAUCAAAACGAAGAUGAAUUUGAUCCACAAUCUGGACUGAUGCCCCUAAUGCCGGAUUUUGACAUUGAUAUGGACCAAUUUCUGGUAUUGGAUUCCCCAGACUUUCCCUCAGAAGCCUUGGCGGCCACUCAGACACAGAUAUUUGGAACUGCACCUUUUGUGCCGCGGUUGUCGGGCGUCAAUGUCAGCGAUUCAUCAAUGCGAGAGGAAGAUCUUCCGGAUGAGAUUCUGGGUUUAAAUAACUGGACUUCGUAG